ACUUUCUCUUUGUCGGAGAAGCUCCGCUGUUUCUUGUGCUCCAGCUCUGGUGGCGGCGGCACCCGUGGCAGCCCUGGCGGACGCAGGAGCGAUGGCAGCGACCGAUAUAGCUCGCCAGGUGGGUGAAGGUUGCCGCACAGUCCCCCUGGCUGGACACGUGGGGUUUGACAGCUUGCCCGACCAGCUGGUGAAUAAGUCCGUCAGCGAGGGCUUCUGCUUCAACAUCCUGUGCGUGGGAGAGACAGGUUUGGGCAAAUCUACCCUCAUGGACACCUUGUUCAACACCAAGUUUGAGGGGGAGCCAGCCACCCACACACAGCCGGGUGUCCAGCUCCGGUCCAACACCUAUGACCUCCAAGAGAGCAACGUGGGGCUGAAGCUCACCAUCGUUAGCACGGUGGGCUUUGGGGACCAGAUCAACAAGGAGGACAGCUACAAGCCCAUUGUGGAAUUCAUUGACGCCCAGUUUGAGGCUUACCUGCAGGAAGAGCUAAAGAUCCGCAGGGUACUGCACACCUACCACGACUCCCGAAUCCACGCCUGCUUGUACUUCAUCGCCCCCACGGGACAUUCCCUGAAGUCUCUGGACCUCGUGACGAUGAAGAAGCUGGACAGUAAGGUGAACAUCAUCCCCAUCAUUGCCAAAUCAGAUGCCAUUUCGAAGAGUGAGCUAACAAAGUUCAAAAUCAAAAUCACCAGCGAACUUGUCAGCAAUGGGGUCCAGAUCUACCAGUUCCCUACAGAUGAUGAGUCAGUGGCAGAGAUCAAUGGAACCAUGAACGCGCACCUGCCGUUCGCUGUCAUCGGCAGCACAGAGGAGCUGAAGAUCGGCAACAAGAUGAUGAAGGCGCGGCAGUAUCCUUGGGGCACCGUGCAGGUGGAGAACGAGGCCCACUGUGACUUCGUGAAGCUUCGGGAGAUGCUGAUCCGGGUGAACAUGGAGGACCUCCGGGAGCAGACCCACAGCCGGCACUACGAGCUUUACCGGCGCUGCAAGCUGGAGGAGAUGGGCUUCAAGGACACAGACCCUGACAGCAAACCCUUCAGCUUACAGGAGACAUAUGAGGCCAAAAGGAAUGAGUUCCUGGGGGAGCUCCAGAAAAAAGAAGAGGAGAUGAGACAGAUGUUUGUCCAGAGAGUCAAAGAGAAAGAAGCUGAACUUAAAGAGGCAGAGAAAGAGCUGCACGAGAAGUUUGACCGUCUAAAGAAGCUACACCAGGACGAGAAGAAGAAGCUGGAGGAUAAGAAGAAGUCCCUGGACGAUGAAGUGAACGCCUUCAAACAGAGAAAGACAGCGGCCGAGCUGCUCCAGUCCCAGGGCUCCCAAGCUGGAGGCUCACAGACUCUGAAAAGGGACAAAGAGAAGAAAAAUAAUCCAUGGCUGUGUACUGAAUAGUAUUCCCCGCUACAGCUGGACUGGACUCCAUUUAGCCUUUUAAGCCAAGGUUCCUAUUUUAACUGACAGCUUUCCUUUGGGGGAGGGGGCAGACAGUACCCCCCACCCCCCACCCCCACCCCAGCCACGGACUUCCACCUCUUCUUCUGAGUUCUGCCUCUGAGUCCGCUGGCAAUGAUCAUGACCUUCUUCUUCUUUACUUUUUUUUUUUUUUAAGGGUUUUUUGAGGGGGAGGGGAUCACAUUCCCCCCCAAAAAAACACAUAGUAAAACCAGGCUUUGCCAAAUUUUCAGGGCUUUCCGAAGUGCUGAGGAUGGGGAGGGGCUUUCCUCUCUUCCCUAAGAGAUUGUAAAUAAUACAGGAAGUGAAAAGUAGAAGCAACAAGAAACGAAUGUACGCACAUGUUCUCUCUUCUUGUUGGCAGAGCGAGAGCGCAGUUUUCAUGUGUAGUGUUGGGUGAGUCACUCAUUGGUUAGUGGCCAGAGGCAAAUUUGGAGUUUCUUGAGAAAAAUCCAAGUCUCCUAGGGGAGGAUUUUAGGAGAUCCCAUGCGUGGAGGUUCAAAACAAAACAAAACAAACAAAAAACGAUAUUCCGCCAGUAGCUCGGAGAGAUCCGACAUUAGGGCUGGCAGGUGUCCUUGGGAAAGGCAUCGCAUUUGCAGCUUUGCUGUCUUGGGGUCCAGUCUUAACAGCUCUUUCCCAAGAACCUCAAACUCAAACAGCCAGCGGAUCACCAUUUCCCUGGGUUAUCAUUUGCAUCACAAAUGGGGGGGCUUCUCAUUUGCAUUUGUUUACAUAUUAACUACUUGAAGCCUGAGGAGCUCUGAAAACUUCAAAAGUAGUAGACCCGCCAGCCAGCUUUGGGAGAACUUAAGGGGCUAGGUGGGAAGGUCAGGGCCAGGGAGAAAUUUUGGUUCAUCAAACAGAUACGACCCAAAGGAAAUGGAGAGCCGGAGAAGUCGAGGGACUGGCCCGAUGUCCCAGUGCUGUUCUGCGGUGGAAAGCAGGCGAAAUUCAGUGUCUCCUGACCCCGGCUCCGUGUCACAAAUGGAUUCAGCCUGUACCUCUCUGUUGCUGGAGACCAAGGUCUUUUGAUUUUGGGAGAAAACGGAUAGUUGACAUCACAGGGCCUUUGAGGGUUCCCCCUACCCCCAUAGGAAACUGAGGAGGGAGUGGGUGGGGGCCGGCAAAGCAGAGGACUCCAGGCCAGCUUCUGAGCUGAGCGUUUCUGCUGAUGGUGCCUGUUGACCAGCCAACAGGUCCACUUUUCUGGAACUCUGGACGGGGGCCCAGGCACGCGAGUGUGGAACAGGUGCCUUACAGGACCCUUGUAAUCAAGGAAGUUUGGUAAAGGAAAAAAUCUAACCUGCGAGGGAACAGAAGGCCUUUCUGAAGUCAACUAAAAGGAUUAACAUAGUUCUUUUUGUAGUUCAUAAGCAUGAUGAUUGGGUGUUCCUGCUCCUGUGUGGCAUGUGCCACCCUCAAACCUUGUCACGACCUCGGCACAUUACCCAUCUGACGUGGAAAAAAAAAAAAAGAAAAAAAUGGUUCUUUUCCUGGGUAGUUUUCUCACUGUAGACAGAACCAGUUUUUUUCUUUGUAAUUCGUACAAUUGUUGUUUUAAAUACCCUUAAGUUCUCUGUUAACUUCUGGUGAGACAAAUCCAGUCAGCAUUUGCCCAAACUGGACCGGAAUGGCUUUCCUGAAAAAUUCCUAUAUGUGAUCACACACACACACACACACACACACACACACACCAUUCCUCUUAAGCCAAGAAGUUUCCUUUUCCUCGCUGCGGUGCAAAUCACUUUUGGUUUUGGUUUUAAUCAUUUGGCAUUCACACGUGGCUUUUUUUUUUUUAAUUAAAACAAGAAGCUUCAAACCAGUGUGUGGUGUUCUUAAAAAUCUUCUCAGCAGACUUCCGGUGGUUCCGGUCUGUCGGUGACCCCCUUCCUAACCUGUCUUCUCCUAGUAUCCUCUGUGCUGCCUUCCACGACCCAUGCCCCUUGCCUGGUCUUACUCUGAAUGUCCUUUCUCUUUGGCUAAUUUCAUGUUUUCUUUCUCUUUCU
Neogale vison (American mink) is the source of this 3465-nucleotide messenger RNA. It is a transcript of the gene SEPTIN6, whose product is annotated as septin 6. The transcript has 10 exons. Bases 92 to 1396 code for a protein of 434 amino acids. NCBI's taxonomy places the organism in Eukaryota, Metazoa, Chordata, Mammalia, Carnivora, Mustelidae. The record is from RefSeq and is a predicted model, not a curated record. Gene Ontology annotation, cellular component: septin ring; cell division site; septin complex. Gene Ontology annotation, molecular function: GTPase activity; molecular adaptor activity; GTP binding. Gene Ontology annotation, biological process: cytoskeleton-dependent cytokinesis; cilium assembly.